CGCAACGGCCGUUCGGGGCAGCCAUUCUCGUGUCAGCUUCCGAACCGAAUGGACGCAGUUGUGGUCCGCAGCCGCGUAAAAGUCGCCGGGCGGGCAGCCAGCCGUGAAAUAGUUCACCCCACACCACAGCCACAGCGAGCCCCGAUUGUGCUAGGAAAUAAUAAUCUACGAGGAAGUUGCAGUUGAGAGUUCGUCGCCAUCGUUGUCGCCGCCAUCUUUCAAACGAACGCUUUGCAGAAGUUAACCCUGAGACGACGACACACCACCGUACCGGAAGCUUCCAUUCGUGAAACAAAAGAAGGAGAAGAAAAAAAAACACCCCAACCCCAAGUGCGCUUUGCGUGCGUGCGUGUGUGUGUGUGUGCGUGUGUGUCUAGCACUCGAUGUCCAAGUGUGCCUUGCUGUUGUGUGAUGCGGGGAGUCCGAAUUAUUCUUAACCUAAUAGGUGGCCCGAAGUAGUCGGUCGCGUCGUUUGCGGUGGGUGUAUGUGCCCUUGAGUGACGGGGUUGCAUACAUGUGUGUGAAUAACGGGACGUACGUAUAUACAUAUAGGUGUGCAUAUAGCGUGUGAGAGCGCGUGUGUGGUGGAAGGCUCCAAAUCGCGGCGGACAGACAAAAACAUUGCGUGUGAGCGUGUGUCGACGAGUGGUGCCGCGAGUUCUCUGUGUCGCUCUCGGUGUGUGUGUGUGCCUGUGUCGAUUGUGUGCAGAGUGUACGUGUGCCCCGUGGCCGCCGCCGAGUGGUUUCCUGGAGCCGCGCGCGAUGCAGCUGCCGGAGGGUUUCUCCCACGUUGGCGACGGGCGUCUGAGCAUCGAUGAGGAACAACUGCGGAACCUGAAGGCGCCGAGGGACAUUGCCGAGGUAUACCAGGUUGCAGACACCUGGAUUGCCAAGGGUAUGUACGGGAUAGUGCGGUCCGCCGUAUCGAAGCAGACGGGCAUUAGCUAUGCAGCCAAAUAUCUACGGCGGCGCCGACGGGGCCAAUGUUGCCUGAGCGAAAUCAAUCACGAAAUCGCGGUGCUGAGGCUGUGCGCCGACUCCGAUCAUGUGGUAAAGCUACAGGCUGUGUACGAAACACGAUCCGAGAUCGCGCUCAUACUGGAGCUUGCAACCGGUGGCGAACUGCAGACACUAAUCGACGAGCAGGGCAAUCUGUCGGAGCAGAAGACGCGCGUCUGUAUGCGCGAAAUUUUGCGCGCCCUGCAGCACAUGCACAAAAAAUCGAUCGCACAUCUCGACCUGAAACCACAAAACAUUCUCCUGGCAGGGAAAACCGUUGACGAUGGUCUAAAGCUGUGCGACUUUGGCAUUGCUCGGUACAUUGCGGAAAAGAACAAAAUCUACGAGAUCGUCGGUACACCCGACUACGUGGCGCCGGAGGUGUUGCACUACGAUCCGCUCUCGCUGCAGACGGACAUCUGGUCGAUCGGCGUGGUGGCCUACGUCCUGCUGACCGGACUGUCACCGUUCGGCGGCGACAGCAAGCAGGAAACGUUCCUGAACGUUACCAAAUGCUCGCUCACCUUUCCGGACGAACUGUUUGGCGGAAUAUCGAGCGACGCGAUCGACUUCAUCAAGAGUGUGCUAAGAAUUAAGCCAAAGGAUCGACUCACUGUCGACGAAUGUCUCGAGCAUCGUUGGUUGAAGGAGGAUGUGGUAUGCUUGAGAGAGGAGAUGCUUGCCGCCCGUGCCGCAGCGGCACUCAACAAGCCCGAGACAAAAGCUGUGAUGAAAGAGAACGAAGGUGUGGGCAAUGGAGAAGGUGGAAGUAGCAAUGCGGCUGUGGUAGCAAACGGCAAUGGUUACAGCAGUAACGUCGAACCGCCGGUCCGAUUGCACGACGCUAAUGGGUGCCAGAAAGUGUUCGCGGUAGUGGUAGAAUGCAGCAGCACCAACACUGCCGCCGGCGCUGCAUCGGGCGAAGAGGAAUGGUGCGAAACGGCGGGCGGUGGAGGCGGAGGAGGAAAAGGGCGUAAAACAUCGCCACCGUUUGCGGGUGGUGAGCUGAAGCCGGUAGUACAGACGGCCGGCAGUGCUGGCCAGCGCGAUAUAACGACGAUUGCGGAGGAAAACAAGGAAAACGUUAUAGUCGUUGGUGGUGGCGGUUUAGUAUCGUCGCGUUCACUCUUUCCGGACGCGCCCACCACACCGAAGGUGAGCAGAAAGGCACUGCCGGUGGAACCGCUGAUCGAUGGGCAUCUUUAUCCCCAUCACCAUCAUCAUCACCACCACCAUCAUCACCAUCACCACCCUAACAACAACAACAACAACAAUCAAUAUCAACAUCAAAGUCAACAACAACACCAUCUGCAUCAUAGUUAUGCACCGGCGCACCAUGUGCUUAAUCACAACCACCACCAACACAACCACCACCCCCAUCAGCUGCAUACUGUUGCUGCCGCGUGCCAGGUUGCAGGCAGCACCGGCGGUAGCAAUAGUUUACCAUUGCCGAACGGUGCCGUGAUUUGCUCGCCGACCACGUGUGUGAAGAAACAUGUACAAAAGAUGCGCAUUCAAUCGCCUGUGGCGCAGCUGGAUAGUAGUAGUAGUAGUAGUAGUAGUAGUAGUAGUAGUAGUGAGGAUACGACGAAGACCGUGCCGUCCGCCAAGCCUUGCGAGGUUGAGCCCGAUGGUGUGAGCAUCGACGGUAGCAUCGGUAUCCUUGCAACGAUGAACGACACCAUGAAUCAUGUGGCUGUCCCCGAUGAGGUAGCGUGCGCCUCGCUACCCUGCUCCAACGAAACUACCAACGCCGCCACCACCUCCUUCUGCCCUCCCGCGACCACCGUCACGUCGCCGGCGACAGUCGGCAGCUGUGGCAGUAGUGCGCACUGUACGCUUCACUGUAUCGAACCGGUAAGCAGUGGCGGUGUAGCGGACAGCAGCAUACACGUAGCAGCAGCGACCAACGGUCACAGCAAGCCGCUUCAACCGAGCGACAAGGAUGCCAUUAUCUGUUGAGAGAUACCGGAACACGAGCACGGGAACGUCGUGAGCCCCGGCCCAAGCAUUGAGAUGUGUUGGAGAACACUGAUAAGUAUACUACAAAAUAAUAAGUAGAAGUAGUUUUGUUGAUGGGGGUCACCCAGGGCGGGGAGGACACCCUACAUAUGCAUAUAUAUACAUACACAUAUUAUCUAUAUAUACAUAUUACAUUCUAAAAUGCGCGCGUGCAUGAUGUAAACGGUACAACACCGUUUUACAAUUACGCGCAUAUUAUAUACAACCCCCACCCCGAUAUUUUUAGUAACCGAGUUUGGUUGAGCCAAAUUGUGGGUGGGUUUGGGAGGAGGGGGUGGGUGUACUUACAAACACGAAGUAAGAGACAGCGAGAGCCGCCAAUUUGCUAAUAAAUGCUGCCAAAAUUGUUUGCGAAAAAAAAAACAAAACGAAAACUAUACGCUUCUGAAGCGUUUCUGGCACAUGAUGGCGGAGAGGCGAUUUGAACGAGUUAUUUCCUCAUUUUUUACCUUUUUUUCAUUUUUCUUUCCCCUUUUUGAACCUUUUUUUUUUUCAAAAGUCGUCGUGGUUACAAUACCAACAAUAUUCUACUGGCUAGAGUUUCGAACGAACGAUUUUGUACAAAUUUCACCUGCUUUUUUGCCUCGUUUUUUGUUGUUGUUGGCCAUAUUAUCGCAAAAUGGGGAAACGAAAUCGCCACUCCUAAUGGGGGGGGGGGGGGGGGGGGGGGGAGAAAGGAAGGAGGAUCGUGGGAGGAUGAGUCGUCGGCGAGGGUGUUGUUAGGGAUGAAGGGAUCUUAUGUGGAACGCACUGUUGAAGUGGUUUUCUUUUGCCUGUUUCGAGAAUAUACACCCACACACACACACAUCAUACUCACAACACAAACGAGCCAAGGGAAUAAUAAUAUUAAUCAUAUAGAAAGAUAGGAAAAUGUGAGCAGGAAAAGCAAGUUAAAUAGUAAAACUUAAUAAUGCCUUAUUUAAAAGAAAAGAAGACGACACAAUAACACCGAAGUAAAACUGAAGUGAUUGGAGGAAUUUGCUUCCUUCCGCCUAUACAGUCAACCCAGCGCAUACACACGCAUGCACACACACGAGUUAAUUGAGCGAAUUGGAUCCUUGCGAUGCAAUUAGAACAUAAGAUUUGUAGCUUUUUCCUUCCUUUGGGUGUUAUUAACGAACAUAAUUUCAUUUGAGUAAAAAUUGAUUCGAUAUCAAAAUCGAUAUCGAGAGCAAGAAAAGGCCAAAAAAUCCUUCCGAUUAUGCGAUGUGAUACUUGCAAGGGUUGACUGUAAUAGAGGAAACAGGCGUAAUACAUGUGAGAUAGAGAGAGAGGGAGAGAGAGAGAGCCAUAGGAAUGCAUUAGGAGGUAUAAGAUUGGCAAAAGAAAAACGAACUCAAUUAGAUAUACUACUUUCGCGAAGAGAUUUUUAAUUUCUUGCAAAGAAACAUUAAAAGACAACUUAUACACACACACACACACACAGGCAUCCGUUUGAUGAAUGCAACGCUGUACCUAAUAGGUAAAUAACAAUUGCGCUGCAAUGAAAAAACAAGCAAAAAUCUAAUCAAAAGUAAGGAAAGAAAAGGAAAAGACACACACACACUGUUGCAUGCUCUGUUUUUUGUUUGUUUGCCAUGAUGUGCCUAUUAGGAAAAACAGGAUUAGAUAAAGGGAUAAGAAGAAGCACAGCACAGGGCUAGUAGGAGAAGGUGGAAGGAACCCCUUUACUGAGUGCCAACCAAGCUAAAUUUGUGGAAAGUGGGUGUCCCUUUUUGUUAAGUGUAGAAGCUUUGUUUGCAUUUAAUUUUUAACACCCGUUUUUUUAUUAUUCUUGCUCUAAAAUUUCCACCUUAACUCCUUUUAUCCAUUCCGAGGUUUUUUUUAAACGACUUUUUGUUCGGUUGUGUGUCUUUUUAGGUAGGCGAAUGUUGUUUUAUAGUAGUUAGUAGUAGUUGCAUUAUUUAAAAAACAGGAACAACACAUGGUGCGUUUAAGAAGGCAAUUUGGGGGGGGGGAUGGAAAUUGAGUGAGAAUCUUUUACCAUACGGUUACACAGGAGGGGAUGACACAGAUGAAUCGAGUUGUUGAGAUUUUUUAUUUGAUUGAAACACACACAAUACAACGGUUGGGGAUGAACCGAACCGGUUAGUGAGUGUGUGUGUGAGUGUGCGCGAUUUUUUUUUGUUGCAUUUCGUGACCUUAUUCUUGCUCGUCCUGCCUCUGGGAAUUGAUGCAUUUCCUUUCGUGUUUUUUUUCUCCCUAACUUGGCUUACUCAUUUACACACGACCAAUACACAUACCCACACGUCUACACUGUAUUUUACCGCUGUAUUAGCUCUACGCUGUUGCCUCAGAUCUGUUGUUGUUGGGUGGAUGCCAUAUUUGCCAUUUUAGUUCGUUCUUCUCCAUCAAACAAAAAAUUCUACUCUUACUUGCACCUAACCUCAAUACUGUGAACUUCUACUUACUAACCGGUUUGAAUGAAAAUUCAAACAUUUUUCCACCGUUGUUUAGUUUCCUUUUUUUUAAUUUGUUUGCCUAAGCGCCAACUCGGGUGGGAGUUCCCCCUCUCCAACCAAGAAAAGGUGCCAAGGACGAACAGAGAAGUGUUUUUCUUUAAUUUUAUUCUUUUAUUUUAUUUUAUAAUUUUAUUUUAUUUUCACAUGGGGGGGUUUUCUGAGAACAAAAAAACGAGGGAAGGACACCCCAUUUUGCCAAAAGAAACAAUCAAAUAAUAAUUGAGCACACGACGAAGCGGGGCACCCCGUGAGCAAGAGGGGAGGACACACACACACACCGUUUUAUCGGUGUUUUUUUUUUAAAUGUGCUGCGUGUGUGUGUGUGUGGUUGUUUUUAGGUUGUAUGUAUGCUCAUUUGCACAAAAGUAACAUUGAUCCCAAAGAGAGGAGUAACACUGAGGAAAAGAAAAAGACGGGAAACACACCCACACACACAAACGGAAGUAGAACUUGUUCAAGUUUUCUGGGUUUUUUGUUUUGUUGUUGUUCCGAGCCAACAAAAUAAGCGCGAGUCUAAUUUAAAAUGUUUACCACAAAACAGCAGCGUACAUAUAUAGUAGCAUCGUUUUGUGUCCAGUUUGCAUCUUGGUGUAUUGAACAUAAGAAAGGCGCACAUGCUUGGGUGCUAUAGCCGCGGCCAGUACAGAAUUAGGGUGAGAGAGAGAAAAGAAAGAAACGGAAGGAGGUCACGUGCACGUUGGACGCCAUUUCUGGUGUUCCCGGUGAUCCCAGCAGUAAGCAUUCUUGGCAUUGUAAACUGUCCCGGCUAUAAAUCCUUUGGGUGCCUUUGAUUUUUUAUGUUGAACACACACAUGGUUGGUGGACGCAUUCAAUUGUUGUUCGGUUUGUGUGAACGGGAUUGAGCGAGCGUAUGGAUAGAAGAGCAAAUAUCUUUUAGCCUAUAUCCUAAGUUAUUCCGCCCACCCCCCCUCUUAUUCCCGUAAUGUAAAUAAAUAUUAACAACACCAAA
Messenger RNA from Anopheles stephensi (Asian malaria mosquito), 6453 nucleotides. Its product is annotated as death-associated protein kinase related-like. Gene Ontology annotation, biological process: intracellular signal transduction; protein phosphorylation; positive regulation of apoptotic process. Lineage: Eukaryota; Metazoa; Arthropoda; Insecta; Diptera; Culicidae. Bases 763 to 2961 code for a protein of 732 amino acids. Gene Ontology annotation, cellular component: nucleus. The transcript is spliced from 6 exons. The record is from RefSeq and is a predicted model, not a curated record. Gene Ontology annotation, molecular function: ATP binding; protein serine/threonine kinase activity.